Annulohypoxylon truncatum is the source of this 1288-nucleotide messenger RNA. RefSeq names its product Clavaminate synthase-like protein. NCBI's taxonomy places the organism in Eukaryota, Fungi, Ascomycota, Sordariomycetes, Xylariales, Hypoxylaceae. The transcript is spliced from 5 exons. Gene Ontology annotation, molecular function: dioxygenase activity. Bases 30 to 1166 code for a protein of 378 amino acids. The record is from RefSeq and is a predicted model, not a curated record.
GAAUAGACUAAUCAGUUAGAUCGAUCAAAAUGGCGCCCAUUGCCCUUGAAGCACCCACAGUUGAUCGAUCAGGCGAUGGCAAGAUUCUCGUGAAGCCGUGGUCUCGGCCAGCAAAGACAUCAGAACAGCUAGAAUGGGCAGAAUUGCCGAAGAUUGAUCUGUCACUCUUUGACAACCCCGAUGGCAAACAAGAGCUUGCCCAGCAGCUUUACGACGCUGUCACCAGAGUUGGAUUCUGGUCUGUGGUCAACACAGGGAUUGACGAUGAGCGCGUGCUCCGUCAGUUCAGCAUCGGGAAUACCUUCUUCAAGCAGCCAAUCGAAGAAAAGCGAAGGUUCCCCUGCAACUUUGCUGAGGGUGAGUAUUUCGGGUACAGGGAGAAUUCACGCUGGAUUGGCGACACGGGGAUUAAAGAAAACGUGGAAAUGUUAAACAUCCCCAAAGCUAUCCCGGCAUACGACAAAGUAGGAAAACACAGGAUAGCGGAGGAGAAUUGGGACGAGAUCGCUUCAUUCCACAAAGAUUUAUUCGAGAAGGUGGUGCGAAAGCUCUUCGUUCUAAUCUCUAUUAUCCUUGAGCUUCCGGAGAACUACCUCGUUGAUGCACACGGUUAUGAUGACGAAUCUGACGACCACCUCCGCUACAUGCUAUAUAAUGUCAGAAGUCAGGAAGAAUGGGACAAAGCCCAGGCUUACUCCAAAGGGGGCCAUACCGACUUCGGGAGCUUGACUCUGCUUUUCUCGCAGCAUAUUGCCGGGUUGCAGAUCCGCACGCCCGAAGGCCAAUGGAAAUAUGCUAGUCCAGUGGACGGUGGUAUUACGUGCAAUGCGGCGGACACGUUGACAUUCCUUACGAACGGUUUUAUAAAGUCCACCAUCCAUCGCGUAGUCACGCCACCAAAAGAUCAGAUCAACAUUCCACGUCUCGGCUUACUGUACUUCAGCAGGCCAGGGGCUCGCACGCCUAUGAAAACAGUCCCAUCCCCUCUCCUGGAUCGACUUGGCCUUAUUCCACAGGAGGACAAAGAUCCUAACAAGCCCGUAGUGUCCGGAACCGAGUACGUCCGAGCAAGAGUCAAGGAUGUUCACUACAAAACCGUCCUGGAUAAGCGUGAAGGAACGACAUUCGAAUUCAAGGGUCUGAAGGUACAGAACCACUAUGUAUGACAGGAUGCGCCUAUAAUUUUACAAGAUGUCCGCGUUGGUCGUUAUGUCUCUAACCUGUCAAGACGUUCUGACGAACAUGCUGUAGGGCAGACUGUUGGCAGCUAUUGGAUCACUUGCAUUUU